GCGCUAAUGGAGAUCUGCCUGGCGGAGGAAACCGACGUUCAGUAUAAGAUCUUCGGAUCUCGGCUGAAGCCCUUCCAGGCGAUACGCGAAAUCCUGCUCGCCGGGGACACCAACCGUCUCGUGGCAGAGCUGACUUUCGUUCGCAUCAAUGACUUGGCUGCACCGCCUGAGCCUUUGCAUCCGCUGCUCCUCAUCGAGCCCUUCGUUGCCGUGCUAAUCAUCGCGAAUGGGGUCAUGAUCGGCUUCCAGACCGACAUGCGGUAUCAGGCCUGGGAAGGCUGGGUCUACUUGGAGGCUGCCUUCGGCUCCUUCUUGCUGCUGGAGAUUGCGCUGCGCAUGCAUCUCCUAAGAUGUCGCGAGUUCUGGUGCGGGCAAGAGCGGUACUGGAAUUUCUUUGAUCUGUUUCUUGCAGCUACCGGCAUCAUUGACAUGGGCGUCCAGCUGGUCAGCCAGCAAAGAUCAGAUUUCUUUGGUACAUCUCUUCUGCGGUUCUGCCGGCUGAUACGGCUUGUGCGUAUCGUCAAGGUCUUCCGCCUAAAGUUCAUGAGGGACCUGCGGCUCAUGGUAAAAGGAUUGAUUGCUGGAAUCAAGACGCUGAUACUGGCCUUCACCUUGCUGUUCUCGGUCAUUUACGUGAUCUCUGGCUUUGCCACCAUGAUCUUGGGCCCUGACGAAGCUCUUGCCGAACUGGAGCUGCAAGUGUAUUUUCGGUCGCUCCCCGAAUCCAUGUUCACUUGCUUCCGCUGCUUCACAGGCGAGUGCAUGGAUGUGGAUGGCAAGCCGUUAACUCACAUGCUGGCGCAAGAGUUUGGCUAUGGCUUCAUCUUCAGUUAUGUCUUCAGCUACAUGCUGGUAGCAAUGGGCAUCUUCAAUGUGAUCUUGGCUGUUUAUGUUGACAUCACCAUGAAGGCGGCCAAAGAAAACGAAGCAGUUACAGCUGAGCAACACGCGCGUGAGUCUAUCCGCAUUGCGCGGACCACUCGGGAACUGCUCAAGAAGUUUGCUGCUGCGUAUCACCUCUUUCAGGACAUUGAGGAAAGUGAUAUGGCCCGCAUUGACAUCAGUCCCAACGCGGCCCUAUUCACGGAUGACGAGAUCCAGGAAAACAUCGCCAUCACCAAGGAGCUGUUUCUCUUGGUCAUUCAGGACCGACAGGUUCAGCUCUUGAUGGACGACUUGGACCUUCCCCCAGAUCGGGCCAAUUUGUUCGAGGCUCCAGUGCUAUUUGUGUCACAGCUUUUUCUUGCCCCACCUCGCUGCAAGCUGCCAGGUGGUAUAACAUGGCUUUAUCAUUCACGCAGUGUUUCACACAGGUAUCCUACAGCCUGCAAAGCUCAAUCUCACGAUUCAAUCGAGUUCCAUCAUGUGUGGGUUGUUGGAGUCGGUAAGGGGGAUGAGCCCAAUAGCUUUAAGCCGCCCAUUUUGAGUGCGGGGCGAAUGCCUGCGAAGGGAGCUUGCAGGAAGCCCGCAGGAGAAGAAGCACCACAGCUUCAAUUCAAAGCUAACCUUUGA
Molecule: messenger RNA, 1512 nt
Organism: Symbiodinium pilosum
Lineage: Eukaryota; Dinophyceae; Suessiales; Symbiodiniaceae
Source: the annotation of a GenBank genome assembly